This is a messenger RNA of Rhineura floridana, 7422 nucleotides long. RefSeq names its product latent transforming growth factor beta binding protein 1 (gene LTBP1). The transcript has 33 exons. The record is from RefSeq and is a predicted model, not a curated record. Gene Ontology annotation, molecular function: calcium ion binding. The coding region runs from base 467 to 6598 and encodes 2043 amino acids. Lineage: Eukaryota; Metazoa; Chordata; Lepidosauria; Squamata; Rhineuridae.
UAAAAGACCCCCGCAUGAACCGCUUUAAAGGUUAUAUCUUAGAAAUGCGUAUAGACCGCUAGCAAACCCCGGCAGCCUAAACAGCUUUUCUUUAAAGAGAGAACGGGGUGUGUGUGAGAGAGAAUCACAGCAGAAAACACCCUUCUUCCGCUCCUCCUCCUCCUGGUUGGAGCUCAUAUCUCCCCCCUUAGCUUUCCUCUGCUCUAAAAAUGUUUUCUUACUCAGUGCAACAAGUUUUUUACUGAACUUGCCUCACAUGGUGAAAGAGAGCCCUGCAAGGCGGCGGAUGGGAGAGAGGAUUUAAAGCACUUUCUUUUCUUGGCUGUAUAGGAGAAAAAGGGAAGGAGCCGCACACCAAGGGAAUUGCAUGUAGCCUUUUUUUUUUAAUUUGCAAAACUAGGGACGUAGUGCGUUUCUUUUGUCUGCACCUAGGGCCUCGCUGCAGGGAGUUCUCCCUGUUGUAGAAAUGGCUUGGAUCAGGUGGGGUUUUCUGCUGUGUGCAUGUGUCUUUUUGUCCCCGACCCUCGACGCUUCCGAGAGGGGCAAGCUGAGGACGAUCACUUAUGUUCUGCGCCCGGAUCAGUCGGGCACGUCUAACAGCCGCCGGCAGAGCGGAGGACACCAGCAGCAACAGCAGCGCGCGUUCAAUGUGGAGGUGCUGAACACCCGUUACAGCAGCACCCGACGGAGCAGCAGCACACUGGAACGAACUCGCAGGAUGAGCAAAGCGAGCGGCCCCAGCAUGCAGCUCCGUUUGGGCCCCACCGUGCAACUCCAACACAAACCUGGCGGCGGCGGCGGCAGCAGCAGCCUCACGGCAGCCGCCUCCUUCAGCAAAGCGGGCAAGCUCGUCGCGCGCUCCAAGCUCCAGCAGCGACAGGGCAACAGGACCUCCAGCGCGCAGGUUCACUCCAAGCCCCAUCUGCAGCAGCUACAGGGGGUGAAUGUCUGUGGAGGGCAGUGCUGUCAUGGCUGGAGCAAAGCUCCUGGCUCUCAGAGGUGCACCAAACCUAACUGUUCACCACCAUGCCAAAAUGGAGGGAUGUGUCUGCGACCACAGCUUUGUGUCUGUAAACCAGGGACAAAAGGUAGCACUUGUGAGGAUACUAGCAAGCAAGAAACUGCUUCUCCUGGAGGAACAGGCCCUGUGACUCCACCAUGGCCUAUCCCUCAGCAGUCUAUUCAGCAGUCUUUUUCUAAGAAGGUGCUGGUCCAGCAAAAGGUCAAUCCCAUGGCUCAGAUGACUUUCACACUAAAGCAGAAACCCUCUGGAUUACCACAGCAAAUGCAAUCACAAAUGAUGCCUCGUUCAUCCCAGACUUUGAUGAUGAAUGUGCAUCAUGGCCAAACACAGGAAUAUGUUAUCAAGCCCAAGUACUACCCAACAAAGAAAAUAAUUUCAGGAGAACAAUCUACAGAGAGUUCAUUGCCUUUAAGAAUAAGCCAGGAUCAACUUGCAUCACCUUUCCAAUCACAGGGCAGGCACCUUCAACUUCCAGAAGAUACUGCUCUUGACCCGGACACUGGCUUAAUGAUCCUGGACAAAGAGGAAUGGAGUGGAGAUUCUGAAUCAGAAGAUAUUGCAACCACUAGAAUUUUCCAGGAGCUGCACUUCCUCCCCCUCCUGUGUAAGGCAAUGGAAGCCCUGACGCUAACUUCUACAGAGGAUCCUCCUGCCCCCUCUACUUCCAGGGUUUCAGUGGUGUGCCCAGACCCGAAACCCAAGUCCAGAGUCCUGAAGCUCCUUUCCUUACUUCCCAAAGUAAUCAAGUCAGAGUUCGACAUUCCAUUACAAUGCAAGAAGUCAGUCUCAAUUGCCAACAAAUAUUAUACGCUGGAGCAACACAUCAUGGACCAACUGAAGCUCCCGCUGAUAGAUGCUCCCAUCGUAAAUUUGCUGGAUCUAUCUUUGAACCGAAAGGACUCAAAUGCUCAUCUGAAAGACGACACAGAGAGCAAAAUGGAUCAGGCUUCUCUACACAAGAGGGAAGGGGUCCUGCAGGCAAUUUCCCAUCUGAUACAGAUUGCAGCUAUAGAAACUGUCCCAGCAGGGGAGAGAUUUUUGGGAAACUACUCUUUGUUCUUCACCGUCGCGAAAAAAGAUGGAUCGUUCAGGGUGGUGCUGGAUCUAAAGAAACUGAAUGGAUUCCUAAAAUGCUACCUCAGGUUUGCGGUGGGUCAAGACCACUUUCAAUACAAGGCUAUGCCAUUUGCCCUGUUGUCUGCCGCCAGGGUAUUCACGAAAAUUGUGGUAGCCCUGGUGGCACACCUCAGGACACAAGGCCUGGGAGGACCUCCACAGCUUCCUAGUCAACGAACCCAAGAGUCAGCUAUUUCCAUCUCACAGCAUAAUUCAGUGAGACUAGCAGUGAGACUCGCAGAAGGGAACCUUAAGGUUAUCCCAAGAAAGAAUAGAGAUAUGCACGAUGACGUCAAAAGUUCUGUCAUCCGACUAAGCAGAUCUGAUGCAAUUGGCGGCUGUCCUGGGGUUGAUGGUGUCUAUAUUCCAAACUAUGCCUUGGGUGCAUCAUCAUUCUCGGGCACUUCAAUGGGCACUUCAGCCAUUCCAAAGCGACAUAGCUUCAAGGUACCACCACAGAGUGGCACUGUCACUGCAGGUACAUCAAUCGUUACUAUGGUGGGUUCACGAACCCAACCUGUUGAGAGGAGUGCCAUUUCAGGAUCCCCCUCACACCCUGAUCACAUCGGAUGCCCCCAGAUGGGGGGCCAUCUGCGACGGUCAGAUGAUACAGGGCACAUGGUCUCCACAGGAAUCCACUCUGCCAGUCAAUCUCCUGGAACUUCGAGCUGUCCGUCUGGCCCUCAUACACUUCGCAGAGUUCAGACAAUUGGGGGCAGUGCUGAUAAGAACAGACAAUUUAUUUGCCACCUUCCUUGCAUGAAUGGAGGCCAAUGUAGUUCAAGAGAUAAGUGCCAGUGCCCUCCUAAUUACACCGGUAAACUUUGUCAGAUCCCAGUGCAGAGUGGCAGUGCUCCAAAACUUUAUCAUAAUCCUCAGCAAGCAAACAAAGCUGUGGGAUCACAUGUCAUCCAUUCCACACAUACUUUACCACUGACUAUGCCUGGGCAGCAAGGAGCAAAAGUAAAGUUUCCUCCCAACAUUGUGAACAUCCAUGUGAAACAUCCCCCUGAAGCUUCAGUGCAGUUUCAUCAAGUUUCAAGGAUUGAUAGCACAUCAGCAGGACAGAAAGCAAAACCAUCCCAAUCUGGACAUUCACAGGUUUCUUAUCAAAGUCUACCAUUUCAGAAGACCCAGAAAGUACAUUCCACCUACUCACAUCAGCAACCUAUUUCUCACGUAUACCCUAUUUCUGCUAAAACCCAGCUUGGGCGAUGCUUUCAGGAGACUAUUGGGACACAGUGUGGUAAAGCACUCCCUGGUCUCUCAAAGCAAGAAGAUUGCUGUGGGACUGUGGGUACUUCCUGGGGAUUUAACAAAUGCCAGAAAUGUCCAAAGAAACCAGCUUACCCUGGAUAUAGCCCAGUGGUGGAUUGUCCACAAGGUUACAAGAGAAUUAAUGCUACUUUUUGUCAAGAUAUUAAUGAAUGCCAGCUACAAGGGGUAUGCCCUAAUGGUGAGUGUUUGAAUACCAUGGGCAGCUAUAGGUGUACCUGCAAAAUGGGAUUUGUGCCAGACCCUACUUUUUCCAGAUGCAUCCCUGAUAAUCCCAUGGUCACUGAAGAGAAAGGGCCCUGCUACCGGUUUGUCAGUACAGGAAAGCAGUGUAUGCACCCUCUCUCUGUUCAGCUCAGCAAGCAGCUCUGCUGUUGCAGUGUUGGCAAGGCCUGGGGCCCUCACUGUGAGAAAUGUCCCAUUCCAGGAACAGCUGCUUUUAAGGAAAUCUGCCCUGGUGGAAUGGGCUAUACGGUUUCUGGCUCUCACAGAAACAAGCUAUAUCAUCACCCUGCAGUUAGAGUUCAGCCACCUGUCAUUGGCAAGACCCAGAUUACUCAUCAUGUUGCUAAAGGUACUUCUCCUCCACCUCUCCCAGCAAAGGAAGAGCCGGUGGAGGCACUGACCAUCUCACAGAAAAGUGAGCCCGAGGUGGCUGUGCAAGAAGUAGUAGUUGAAAAAACCUCUCCCCCUGUGCCUGUUGAAGUUGGUCCAGAUGUCUCUACUUCAAGCGCUAGUCAAGUAAUUGCACCAACUCAAGUUACAGAAAUUAACGAGUGCACAGUGAACCCAGAUAUCUGUGGAGCAGGACAUUGUGUUAAUUUGCCUGUGGGAUACACCUGCUUCUGCUAUGAUGGAUACAGGCUUAAUGAACAACAAACAAAAUGUUCUGAUAUUAAUGAAUGUACUCAGAAUUCCCAUCUCUGCUCCCUUGGGCAUUGUGAAAAUACAGAAGGAAGCUUCCUAUGCAUUUGCCAGGCAGGGUUCAUGGCCAAUGAACAAGGAACAGACUGUGUUGAUGUUGAUGAAUGUGCCAGACCUCAUACCUGUGGGGAAGGGCUCUGUGUAAAUACCGUUGGUUCAUACAGAUGUGAAUAUUGCGACAGUGGAUUCCGGAUGAACAGGAGAGGCCCGUGUGAAGAUAUUGAUGAAUGCUCAAUUCCACAUACUUGUCCAGACACAGAGUGUAUUAACAGUCCUGGUUCUUACCAGUGUGUCCCUUGCAGAGAUGGAUUCAGAGGCUGGAAUGGGAAAUGCCAUGAUAUAAAUGAAUGUCAGUAUAGCAAUCUCUGCACAAAUGGCCAGUGUGAAAACCUGGAAGGAUCAUUCAGGUGUCUUUGUAGCCAAGGUUAUCAGCUGUCCCUUGGUGGAGAUCAGUGUGAAGAUAUAGACGAAUGUGAACAGCAGCAGCUCUGCACAGAUGGACAAUGCAGAAACAUAGUUGGAUCCUACAGAUGUAUUUGUGCCCAAGGCUACCAAUUGUCACCUACAAGAGACCAUUGUGAAGAUAUUAAUGAAUGCCAAGAAGACAAUGCUGUAUGCCAUGGAGGGAACUGCAUUAAUACUAAAGGUUCUUAUGAGUGCACUUGCCCAGAAGGCUUCCAGCUACUAUCCUCCAGGGGUUGUCAAGAUAUCAAUGAAUGUGCAGAAACCAAUCUCUGUUUACCUCAUGGGGAAUGUUUAAAUACUGAGGGCUCUUUCCACUGCAUUUGUGAGCAGGGUUUUACUGUUUCCAUAGACAGCCAAACAUGCGAAGAUGUGGAUGAAUGUGCCAAUAGCACUGUGUGUGGCAGUCAUGGCUUCUGUGACAAUUCACCCGGAUCCUUCCGCUGCCUUUGUUAUCAGGGUUAUCAGUAUCUACACGAUGGGAAAGAGUGUGUGGAUGUGAAUGAAUGUGAAGUGCUGAGUGGAGUAUGUGGAGAAGCCCUAUGUGAAAAUGUAGAAGGCUCCUUCCUGUGUCUGUGUUCUGAUGAAAACCAGGAGUAUGACCCAAUGACCGGACAGUGUCGCUUACGUUCCUCACCAGAUUUACCAGCAGAUACCAAAGAAGUGGCAGAUGAAAAGAAGGAAUGUUACUACAAUCUAAAUGAUGCAAAUUUUUGUGAUAAUGUGCUAACGUCCAAUGUCACAAAACAAGAAUGCUGCUGUACUUUGGGUGCUGGCUGGGGUGAUAACUGUGAAAUAUUCCCGUGUCCCGUGCUUGAAAGUGCUGAGUUUACUGAACUGUGCCCUGAAGGGAAAGGGUUCAUACCCUCUGAAGAUUCAUCUUAUGGAGUCAUUGCACAGAAUUACAAAGAUGCUGAUGAAUGUCAGCUCUUUGGACAAGAAAUAUGUAAGAAUGGGUUCUGUUUAAACACACAGCCUGGCUAUGAGUGUUAUUGUAAACAAGGCACAUAUUAUGAUCCUAUAAAACUCCAGUGCUUUGAUACGGAUGAAUGUCAAGACCCUAACAGCUGUGUCGAUGGCCAGUGCGUCAACACUGAAGGAUCUUACAGCUGUUUCUGUAUACAUCCAAUGGUUCUGGACUCCACAGAAAAGCGAUGCAUCAGACCAGCAGAGUCAAGUGAACAAACUGAGGAAACCGAUGUCUACCAGGAUCUUUGUUGGCAACACCUGGAUGAUUAUUUUGUUUGCACCCAGCCUCUUGUUGGGAAGCAAACUACUUACACCGAGUGCUGCUGUUUAUAUGGCGAAGCGUGGGGCAUGCAGUGUGCACUGUGCCCAAUGCAGAACUCAGAGGAUUAUGCCCAGUUGUGCAACAUUCCAGUUCCUGGAUCUCGAAGGCCGUAUAGGCAAGAUGCAUUGGCUGACUUUGAGGAGGAACAGUAUACUCCAGAAACUGACCCAUAUUUUGUGGAAGACCGUUUCCUGAACAGCUUUGAGGAGUUACAGGCAGAAGAAUGUGGUAUUCUGAAUGGAUGUGAAAAUGGACGUUGUGUAAGGGUGCAGGAAGGGUAUACCUGUGACUGUUUUGAUGGUUACCAUCUGGACAUGGCCAAAAUGACAUGUGUUGAUGUGAAUGAAUGCAGUGAACUGAACAAUAGGAUGUCACUCUGCAAGAACGCCAAGUGCAUUAACACAGAAGGAUCAUACAAGUGUUUGUGUCUCCCUGGCUAUGUCCCUUCAGACAAGCCCAACUACUGCACACCCCUGAACUCAGACACAGACAGUGAACUGGAGUAAGAGAAGCAGCUGCCACCAUGUAACUUUAAGCCCAUAUACUCUGCACUGUCUAAAGAAAAGAAGAGAAAGAAGCAUAUUUAACAUGAGUUAAGGAUGCUCCUCACCCAGAGGUUGGCUAUGUAUGGAAAACAAGCAAUAAAGCAUGUCCUUAAAAAUGAAGUUGAUAGUUUAAUGAACGUCAUCUUCACUAAAGCAACAGACCAAAUGGACACAUUUCCCUGUAUGAAAUGCAUAAAUAUUGUGUGUUCAUAAAUAAAAUUCACAGGAAUAAGCAAAAUGUGCUGUUAUUUUGAACAGAAGGGUGUUUUUUACUAUUGCUUGGUUUAUUUGACAUUUAAUUAGUUGUGAAAAUAUUUUAUAGUACUUUUUUAUUUCGCAGUUCUUUGCCUACUGUUCCUUUGGAAGCUUUUCCUCUUUUGAUCCAGAUAUUGCAAUAUAAGCAAUUUUUAAUGGUUAUACACAAAAUAAUGCUUGUCUUUGUCUGGAACAUUGGCCAGUGACUUUUUUAAAUUGCUAAAUGUCUGCCCUGUGGAGCAGACACUGUUUUUUAAAAUAAUGUACACAUCACAGAGAUAAAUCCUUUGUAUUCAUUUUGUAUUUCACGUGGCCUUUCGCUGCACUUAACAUGCCUUAGAACCUGCCUUGCUGAGUUUCAAAGCUGCUAGAGGACGACCAUUGAAUAUCUUUUGUAUGCUGUAACAAAAGAUCUGAGCUCCUGUUUGUAUUGUAAUGUGUAAAUUAAACACAGAUCUUGUACUGGUUACCCUAACAUAUUAAAGCUGUAUAUUAAAACUCAAUAAAAUCUACCAUUUUUUAGAAAAAAA